This is a messenger RNA of Penicillium daleae, 588 nucleotides long. RefSeq names its product PaaI family thioesterase. The transcript has a single exon. The coding region runs from base 1 to 588 and encodes 195 amino acids. NCBI's taxonomy places the organism in Eukaryota, Fungi, Ascomycota, Eurotiomycetes, Eurotiales, Aspergillaceae. The record is from RefSeq and is a predicted model, not a curated record.
AUGGGGUCGAUCGCACCGGGAGCCUUAGAAGACGCCACCCAGUCAUCGGAUCAGAUUGAUACGUUCAUCCAGAACCAUCCGGUCGCGAUCUCUCUACGAAACGAUCCAGAGUACACCGAAGUGCGACCACACUUGAAGGUAGCAGAGCGCAUUCGCGCCCAAAAUUUCAUGACGGGUGCACUUACGGGGCCUCGAAAAAUCUCCGUGCCACCAUAUGUUUUCAGCAAAGAGAACGGCGAGAAAAUGGUGAUGCUUAUGCACCUUGGAGAAGACUUGUGUGAUUAUCCAGGAAUCGUCCAUAACGGGCUAAUUGCAGCCCUUUUCGACGAAGGACUGGCAAGGUGUUGCUUUGCAGCUCUACCCCACAAAGUCGGCGUCACUGCCAAUCUCAACAUUGAGCAUCACCAGCCGUUGAUGGCCAAUUCAUAUAUCGCCUUGUCUGCGGAGACGACAGAAUUGCAGGGUCGGAAAGCUUGGGGGCACAGUCAGAUUGAGACUCUUUCCGUUGACGGCCAAGAGACGACUUUGAUUGCGGAGGCUAGAGGGCUUUUUAUGGAGCCGAGGCAAAUUGAGGUAAGGCUUUUCUAG